Messenger RNA from Trifolium pratense (red clover), 1146 nucleotides. Its product is annotated as bidirectional sugar transporter SWEET14-like. NCBI's taxonomy places the organism in Eukaryota, Viridiplantae, Streptophyta, Magnoliopsida, Fabales, Fabaceae. Gene Ontology annotation, molecular function: sugar transmembrane transporter activity. Gene Ontology annotation, biological process: carbohydrate transport. The record is from RefSeq and is a predicted model, not a curated record. Gene Ontology annotation, cellular component: membrane. The transcript is spliced from 7 exons. The coding region runs from base 125 to 955 and encodes 276 amino acids.
AGCAAUGUAUGUGGAAAGGUAUUUUUAACACGGGAUUAGCUUCAUGCUUUGUUUUCUCAUAUGACCAGAAUGAUAUGAUUUCUAUUCUCGAGUCUGGUAUAUUCACUCGAGAAGUAUAUGAGAGAUGACCCUUCACCGUGAAUCUUGGGCUUUUGUUUUCGGCCUUCUAGGCAAUGUCAUCUCCGUUAUGGUCUUCCUCGCUCCAUUGCCAACAUUUUAUCAAAUCUACAAGAAAAAAUCUACCGAAGGUUUUCAGUCAGUUCCUUAUGUUGUUGCAUUGCUAAGUGCAAUGCUUUGGAUAUAUUAUGCACUUGUCAAAAAUGAAGAUAGCAUCUUUCUCCUCACAAUUAAUUCAUUUGGACUUGUGGUAGAAUCCAUUUAUCUUGCAAUCUUCCUAGUUUAUGCCUCAAAUAAAGCCAGGCUUUCAACCAUCAAGCUUAUUCUCUUGUUAAAUGUUUUUGGAUUUGGAGCAAUGCUUGUUUCAUCCCUCUGCUUAGCAACAGGAUCAAAACGUCUUUCAAUUAUAGGAUGGAUUUGUCUAGUUUUCAACAUAACCGUGUUUGCUUCUCCUCUCUGCAUUAUUAGACACGUAAUAAAGACCAAAAGUGUGACAUACAUGCCGCUUAGUUUGUCCUUCUUUUUGAGCUUAAAUGCUAUCACGUGGUUCUUCUAUGGUUAUCUCCUCAAGGACUAUUACAUUGCUCUCCCAAAUACGCUUGGAUUUUUAUUUGGCAUAAUUCAAAUGGUGAUGUAUUUGAUAUAUAGAAACGCCACAAAAGUGGUACUAAAGGAGCCAACAAAGUUACAUGAACAAAAUGGUCAUAUUAAUAUCAAUAUUGAUGUUCUGAAGAUCAUUGACACAGUGGUGCUUUCUGAUCCAAAUCAAGUGGACAAUAGUGCUGCUCUGCCUGUAUCAACUACUUGUGAGGAUCCAAAUAUGAUGGAAAAUAAGUAAAAAACAUUGUGAGGAUAUUUUUGUUUGAUUAAUGUAUUAUUGUUUUCAUGAGUGAGUAGUAAUUAUGUAUGUAUGUAUGUAACUGUAAUAAGGGGGGGCACAUGAAUGAGUUGUACUCUCUCCUUAUUAGACAGUUAUUGUGUGGAUUUGGUUCUGCCGGCAAAAUAUAAAUUAAUUUUUAUUGAUUUUUA